AGUUUUAAGAUAAAAGGUAUUUUUAAAGUGCAGUCGCGUCAGAGCUUUUAUUUUGCUCCCCGCGCUUAUUUCCCGGAAGUGACGCACGUGCUGAUUUGUGUUUGUUUUCCUGACAGUCGCGGCCGUGUUGCGCUUCAAACUGCCAGAAGUCAGCCAGACAGCACAGCCGUCUGUAUCUGUGUCUGUGUGUCUGUCAGAUGGAGCAGCAGGCCAAGCCGUACAUGUUUGCGAGCCUGACGCGCCCUCACUCCGAGCAGCUCCUGCAGGGUCUGCAGCUCCUGCGGCAGGAUCACGAGCUCUGCGACAUCGUGCUGCGGGUCGGAGACGCCAAGAUCCACGCGCACAAAGUGGUGCUGGCCAGCAUCAGCCCGUACUUCAAGGCCAUGUUCACCGGAAACCUGUCCGAGAAAGAGACGUCCGAGGUGGAGUUCCAGUGCGUCGAUGAAGCCUCUCUCAAGGCUAUAGUGGAGUACGCCUACACCGGAACCGUCUUCAUCUCACAGGAAACAGUGGAGACUCUACUUCCUGCCGCCAACCUGCUGCAGGUCAAGCUGGUUCUGAAGGAGUGCUGCAGCUUCCUGGAGAGUCAGCUGGACGCGGGGAACUGCAUCGGCAUCUCGCGCUUCGCCGAGACCUACGGCUGCCACGAGCUGUGUUUAUCCGCCUCCAAAUUCAUCUGCCAGCACUUCGAGGAGGUGUGCCAGACGGAGGAGUUCCUGGAGCUGACGCGCGCCGAGCUGGACGAGAUCGUGUCCAACGACUGCCUGAACGUGCUGACGGAGGAGAGCGUGUUCUACGCGCUGGAGUCCUGGAUCAAGUACGAUCUGACGGAGCGGCAGCAGUAUCUGGCGCAGCUCCUGCACUGUGUGCGGCUACCGCUGCUGAGCGUCAAGUUCCUGACGCGGCUCUACGAGGCUAAUCACCUGAUCCGAGACGACCACGCCUGCAAACACCUGCUCAACGAGGCGCUCAAGUACCACUUCAUGCCCGAGCACCGGCUCUCCUACCAGACGGUGCUGUCCACACGGCCGCGCUGCGCUCCUAAAGUCCUGCUGGCCGUCGGAGGAAAGGCCGGGCUCUUCGCCACGCUGGAGAGUAUGGAGAUGUACUUCCCGCAGACGGACUCGUGGAUCGGUCUGGCUCCGCUCAGCGUGCCGCGCUAUGAGUUCGGCGUGGCGGUUCUGGAGCAGAAGGUGUAUGUAGUGGGAGGCAUCGCGACACACAUGCGGCAGGGCAUCAGCUACCGGCGGCACGAGAGCAGCGUGGAGCGCUGGGACCCCGACAGCAACACCUGGGCGUCUGUGGAGCGCAUGGCCGAGUGCAGGAGCACGCUGGGUGUGGUGGUGCUAGCGGGCGAGCUGUACGCUCUCGGCGGAUACGACGGACAGUACUACCUGCAGUCAGUGGAGAAGUACGGGCCCAAGCUCAAGGAGUGGCAGCCGGUGGCACCGAUGACCAAAUCACGCAGCUGCUUCGCCACCGCCGCGCUCGACGGCAUGAUCUACGCCAUCGGAGGAUACGGCCCCGCCCACAUGAACAGUGUGGAGAGAUAUGACCCGAGCAAAGACUCAUGGGAUAUGGUGGCGCCGAUGGCUGAUAAGCGCAUUAACUUCGGCGUGGGCGUGAUGCUGGGCUUCAUCUUCGUGGUGGGAGGACACAACGGUGUGUCUCAUCUGUCCAGCAUCGAGCGCUACGACCCGCAGCAGAACCAGUGGACGGCGUGUCGACCCAUGAACGAGCCGCGCACCGGUGAGAGUCACUGAUUCAGUGAUUCGUUCAUAAAGACGUCACUUGUUUCAUUUCUGAAUGAAUCAGCUGUUUGAAU
Messenger RNA from Sinocyclocheilus grahami, 1825 nucleotides. RefSeq names its product kelch-like protein 28. The record is from RefSeq and is a predicted model, not a curated record. The coding region runs from base 198 to 1763 and encodes 521 amino acids. The transcript is spliced from 5 exons. Lineage: Eukaryota; Metazoa; Chordata; Actinopteri; Cypriniformes; Cyprinidae. Gene Ontology annotation, molecular function: protein binding.